Messenger RNA from Zerene cesonia (dogface butterfly), 4203 nucleotides. Its product is annotated as putative transporter svop-1. NCBI's taxonomy places the organism in Eukaryota, Metazoa, Arthropoda, Insecta, Lepidoptera, Pieridae. Gene Ontology annotation, biological process: transmembrane transport. The transcript has 12 exons. Bases 509 to 2026 code for a protein of 505 amino acids. The record is from RefSeq and is a predicted model, not a curated record. Gene Ontology annotation, molecular function: transmembrane transporter activity.
GUAGAAUUGUCGGUUUUAACGCGCUAGUGAAGUGAACUCCUGAAGUGUGAUCCAAGUGAAAAUGACUUACUUAGAUUGAGGACAACAAUUUUGCAUGACAAUUGAUAGAUUAUUUAACAAUAUUUAAUAACGAUAAUAAGUCAACAUUAAUUCACAUAAUCUUCCAAAUUCCAGUUAUAGCAACACCGAAUACCCGGAAGCACAUUGACAGAUAACAAUUGGCAUUGAAAAUAUAAAUAAGCUCGUAUUUCGUUAAUUUCGUGAAUGAAAUACAUUGUAAAGCUGAAUUUGUAACCUGAGUCUCUAUUUUCAGCACGAGGAACGGAUAAAACUUUACCUCCUUGACUCCAAUAAAGCCUGUCUUCAAUAGUGCACAGUUCUUCGUAUCAAAUAAAUGAUCAGUAACUAUUUAAAGACCCGGCUGAAUCGACGGCAUUCAUUCGUAUCAUUUAUUUGAGCCAAUAUAAAUUACAGUCAUUGAUACUAAUAUAAACUGAAAUACGAUAACAUGAGUGGAAGUAUAAAGGAGAAGCAUCAUUUCGACGACGCGCUGGAGACGAGCGGUUUCGGCAAAUACAAUUACUGCAUGCUUAUAAUAUGUUGCCUGUUAAUAUUAACCAUGUAUAUGGACAUUUUCGGCUUCUCCGUUCUGUUGCCGAGUGUGGCCUGCGACUUUGCUUUGACCAACACACAACAGGGGCUGCUAUCUGCUAUACCACUUAUAGGUAUUAUGUUUUCUUCAUACGCUUGGGGUUUGAGCGCUGACACCCUAGGUCGCAGAAGAACCCUACUCAUUGCAAUGCCUAUAGGGUCAUGCUUCAGUUUCUUCACCAGUAUAGCACCGAAUUUUGUGACUUUGUGUGUGCUUAAAUUUUUUUCGGCUUGCUUCUUGUCAUCAGCAAAUGCAGCGGGAUUCGUCCUGUUGGGUGAGAGUGUUCCAGCGCACCAUAGAAGUCAAUUUAUGUUUCUUAUGGCAAGCGCAACUAUGAUUGGCCAGUUGGCUAUUUGCAUUCCAGCACUCAUCGUCCUGCAAUUCACAUUUCACAUUGAAGUAGCCUGGCUGAGCCUGGUCUACCGGCCCUGGAGGCUGCUCCUCCAGACCCUCAGUGUUCCCGGUCUAUUGGUAGCCCUCGGAUUGUAUUUCCUCGAGGAGAGCCCCAAAUUUCUCCUCAGCAAGGGACACGAAGAUAGAGCUAUGAAAGCUUUGAAGAGGAUUUAUGUUUGCAAUACAGGGAAGAACGAAGACUCUUACCCAGUGUCCUCCGUGUUCUUAGAAGCAUCAGAAAUGAAGACAGAUGUAAAAAAGUCGCCGAUACAAAAGAUAUGGGACCAAACCGCUCCGCUGUUCAAACCGCCACUAUUGAAGAAUUCACUCAUGCUCUAUUUCAUCUUAUUGUGCUCGUAUAUGACUUCCACAGGGUUCACAAUGUGGGUGCCCACUAUAACCAACGCCUAUUUCAAUGGAGAAACCAAUGUGACAGGGAUGACCUUCUGCGAGGUUGCCAGCAACGCCGCCAGUAAAACUGCAUACAAAAACCAUACGUUGGCGGCAAGCAUAGAUUGCAACGAAGUGGUCAAACCGAAGGCGCUCUACGCCGUGAUGGUCUACUCCGGCCUCUGCGGUCUGCUCAACCUGAUCCUAACCUUCAUUGUCAAGCCCUUGGGAAAGAAGAAGACCACACUAUUGAUCAUCAUUAUCACUCUAGCGAGCGGAUGCUUUCUGCUGUUCGUGAAGAUACCGAUGGUCAGCAUCGUGCUGUUUUUCUUCUUCCCCUACGUUGCUCUGAUCUUGGGGAACAUUAACACGUACUUGGUGGAACUUAAUCCGACUUAUUUAAGAGGCAUGGCGACGUGCCUGUCGGUGGUGGUGGCGCGCGGCUUCGGUUUCAUCAGCGUGCAAGUGAUCGCCAUGAACAUGGCCGACCACUGCUUCCCGAUGAUCACCAGCUACAUUCUACUCGGCUUCUUGGGCCUGAUCACCGCCUUCUUCCUGCCGCCCGACGAGAAGAAAAUAGAGAAGAUAUAGUUUAUUACGAAUGGAGAAAGAGAGACGUUAUUCCCAUUCUAAUUCAAGAUAUUUAUUUCACUUCGUAUAGCUGUGAGAAAUAUUUUCCGUUAUUUGUCUUCUCCGUUUAAAACUUCCCUAAACGACGUCAAAUAUUUAAUAACUGCAUAUCGGCCCAGCCGUUCUCGAGGUCGCUUCACCUACAGGUGGUACAAACAUACAUUUAUGUAUGUAACCGACUCCCUUAGACUAAAUUAAGAUGCAUUUCUUUUAAUCCCUACUUUGAACACUUAUGAAGGAUCUGUGACGAUAAAAUGAUUUCAUAGUUAUAUCUUGUUAUCCUGAUCCUAAGAGCAAGUGAGACAAUUGAGUUGGUUCCAUGAUUAAAUCGUGCAUUUUUAUUGUUUUUAAAGUAUAUUUAUUUUAUAUAUAUAUAAAGAAAACUUUCAAUUACUGCUGACAUUUCCCAGUUUUCCAACGCAUAUAUUUUUACGAUUAUAAAUCACAUAGAAAUUUAUGUGUAAUCAAGAGAUUACUGUGAGUAUUCUUAGAUAAUGGAGCCACUUCAAAAUUCCCUUUUUAAUAUUAUGACUGUUAGAAGUACUUACGUAGGAUUGUUUUAAGAGUUGUAAUAACCCAGGGAAAUCUAUUUUGAUAUAUUUGAUUGUAUGAAACUAUAUUAUAUGUGCCAUACAAAUAUCAACUUUAAUGCACUUGCAUAUAAUGCUGAUAAUGCGGCUCCUUAGUUUGAACUAAAGAUUCAAAAUAGAGAUAAAAUCAACAAUAUAUUAAAAUUCUUAUCCUUAAUGGAGUUUUUUAUAUGUUUUGAUUUAUUUUGUAACUUAUAGUAACUGACGUCGCAAUCACAAAGUAGGUUGUCAAUUAGCUUUUUUUUUUUGGGACUAAAAGCAUGACGUUGUGAAAACACACAAUUCGUCAACCAAUUGACAUGAUUAUUUUUGUGUUUGUUAGGAAACUAUUGUAAUUCAGUCUCAUUCUAGUAUUUUAAAAGAAGUACCUCACCAUGGGACAUUGGUGAUAUAUAUAUAAUUAAAGAAUUAUUAAUAAACCAUACAAUGAACUUUUUAAUGUUACUUCAUAUAAGAAUAUUAAAGCCAAUAAAUAUUAAUUGACGUACUUAAAUGUAUGUAUAUACGUGGUAUAAAGCCAUUGUCACUAACGAGACAAUGCAGUGAUGCAAUGUGAAAAUGUUCUAUGUAAUUUUGUUUCGAAUUAUACUUCAGGGUUCCGUAGUCCAUAAUCCAUACCCAAAGGGUAGAAAGGGAUAUAGUUAUUAACACUUCGCUGUCCGUCUGUCCGUCUGUCUGUAUAUCAGAUAAAGUUCCUGUUGCCGUAAUAAUAACAAAUUGAGGUUAAGCACCGGUUGGCACGGACAUAAAUUGAUGGGUGGAUUUUUUUUUCUAAUCUUUGAUUGGAUUGUGUCACGACUCCGACUCGCGCUUGACCUAUUUUUGUUAUCAUGUGUACUAUAUGUACUUAGCAUACAAAACGUGUACUUACUCUUUUAGGUUCUUUGUAUGUCAGAUACUGAUGGUAACCGGAAAUAAGUAUACCCGAAGAAAAGAUUCAUUUUAUAUGAUUAUUUAUAAUAUAUAGGUAUUAUAAAUAUGUAUAUGUACAUGAGUGUUAUUUUAUGUAUUUAUCUUUAUCGCAUUUUAUGUACUUAUAUUUAGUUUGUAGGGAACAUGUAUAUAUAAGCUAGGGUCCACUAUAGCACUGAGGGACAGGACAUUACCUCACUCACUCUGAGGGCCUCAUUGGUUAGCGAUGUUAUUAUUAUAGAUUUCAUUUUAUUUGUCAUAUAAUGGCAGUAGUAAUUAGAUUUGUACCAUCACAUACACAAGAUUAAGAUCCUUCCCAACCAGGUUGGCUGGAAGAAAUGCUUUUAAGCAACGAAGUCCGCCUUUUUAUUGUUUUUUUUUUCUGACGGUGCUCGUGCAAUAUAUAAUAAAAAAGUAUACCCCACUUCCAUAACACUUAAAAAAUUAGAUCUAUGAAAACGCACCAAAAUAUUGUGAUAUAUGCUUGUAUGCGCUCAUUGUGACGAUGUUAUAUAUUUAGAUGGUUAAUUAUAUAUAAUUAUUCUAUAUGCCUAUGAUAUUAUAUAAUGUAAUAAAUGUUAUUUUAUAUAAUCGUUAAACGCACCAUAACAACAUUGAAAUUUUUCGGGCAAAAAA